UACAAUCUCAACAAUAUCGAACAGAUAUACAAGCUGCUCAUUUAGCGAAUCGAAUGCAACACAUGCACAUUAUUCCUGAUCCUAAUGCGUGUACAAGACCACGUCUACCAAACAUUAGUUCAUCGAAUACAGUAUCCUUAAAACAUGAAAUCUCAUCUGCAGAUAGCUUGAUUGGACGAUUCAAAGAUGUGAUGACCGAAUUUGUUAGUCGUCCUUAUCGUCAAUAUUCCUAUGAUACAAAUAUGCGCUGGAGUAUUGAUCAUUGUGAACAGAUAAGAUUUAGUGUUAUUGUUUCAAUAAAGAAACCUUGA
Molecule: messenger RNA, 311 nt
Organism: Adineta ricciae
Lineage: Eukaryota; Metazoa; Rotifera; Eurotatoria; Adinetida; Adinetidae
Source: the annotation of a GenBank genome assembly